Ogataea polymorpha is the source of this 1121-nucleotide messenger RNA. RefSeq lists its product as uncharacterized. Lineage: Eukaryota; Fungi; Ascomycota; Pichiomycetes; Pichiales; Pichiaceae. Gene Ontology annotation, cellular component: pyruvate dehydrogenase complex. The transcript has a single exon. Bases 66 to 1082 code for a protein of 338 amino acids. Gene Ontology annotation, biological process: pyruvate decarboxylation to acetyl-CoA. The record is from RefSeq and is a predicted model, not a curated record. Gene Ontology annotation, molecular function: dihydrolipoyllysine-residue acetyltransferase activity.
CGUUCCAUCGUACUCCCCUCAACUUUGGAGUUACGCCAUUAGACAUGCCUGCAAUGUCCCCCACAAUGGAAGAAGGAGGCAUUGUUUCCUGGAAAGUGAAGGAAGGCGAUAAGUUUGAUGCAGGCGACGUUUUACUGGAGGUGGAAACCGAUAAGGCCAAUAUUGCUGUUGAGGCCCAGGACGAUGGUGUCAUGGCCAAGAUACUCAAACAGGAGGGAGAAAAGGAAAUUAAGGUGGGGACUCCAAUUGCGUUUUUAGCAGAAGUUGGUGAUAACUUGGCUGAACUCGAGUUCCCAGAAGUGGAAGAAAAGAAGCAGGAACCAAAGAAGGCGGCAGCAAAGACGCCCCAACCAGCACAGCCGUCCCCACCAGUUGAGCCUUCUCAAGGGAAAAAAGCUAGCACUUCUCCUGUUUCCUCUGGUAGUGCAGAUCCUAACCAGGUGUUUUUACCAUCGGUGGAGCUUCUGCUGGAAGCGAACGGAAUAUCUAGAGACGAAGCACUGUCGAAAAUUUCAGCCACAGGGCCCAAGGGGCGGAUAUUGAGAGGCGACGUGAUGGCAUAUUUGGGCCAAAUCGAUUCUUCUAACAACUCAAAGAUUGCGGCCUACUUGGAUUCGAAGUCGCAUCUUGAUCUUUCAAACAUCGAGCUUCGUCCUGCUGCGUCCGCAGAAAAAGCUCCUGCGAAGAUAGAGAAGCCAAAGAAGGAGCCAGUCAAAAUCACUCAUCAAUACAUCUUACCAGACAAUAUUGCGAAAGAGGACAUUCUCAAAUGGGUGUUGAAAGCUGAGCAAAAGGCUUACGGCAACCCUCUUUAUGCGCCAUCUGACCUGAUCGAUCCGCUUUUUGAGGAAAUCAUUGCACCACCAAGGAAUGCUGAACGUUUCAAAAUUAACACUAGCUUUCAAACUUCUGUGGCUGAGCCGGAAGAUGACUUUGAUUACGAGCCCUACCAGGAGACCAAACAGCCAAAGAUCUUGGAUGUGGAACUAGUGUGCACAGACUUGGUUGACGCUAAAGCCCGUGCAGAGAUGUUUGUGGAUAUUCUCGGGAAAUAUAUUUCGCGAGCAGAGCUUAAAAAUUAAUUAGACUCAAUAUAUAAUGUCAAAUGAAUUAUUAUUCGG